AUGAUUUAUUAUCGUGGUGGUGGUGAUUGUGGUAGUGGUGGUUGUGACGGUGGUGGUGAUUGUGGUAGUGGUGGUUGUGACGGUGGUGGUGAUUGUGGUGGUGGUGAUGGUGGUGGUGGUGAUGGUGGUGGUGGUGGUGAUUGUGGUAGUGGUGGUUGUGACGGUGGUGUCCUUAAUCCAAUGCAGCAUGAAUACAUUUCACAGAUGCAAGUACGGUAUUCUAUGGAGCUAAUCGAUCGUGAGUUGACUUGA
Messenger RNA from Echinostoma caproni, 252 nucleotides. NCBI's taxonomy places the organism in Eukaryota, Metazoa, Platyhelminthes, Trematoda, Plagiorchiida, Echinostomatidae. The record is from the annotation of a GenBank genome assembly.